AUGAGCAAUGAAUCUGGAACGUCGAGUGGAGCAUCAAUUGGCCAUGUUGGAGGAAGAGUUGUAGGUGUUCCAAAGAGAUGCUGGUGCAACGAAAAAAUCGUUGCAAGGAUAUCCAAAUCGGAGGCGAAUCCGUAUAGGCGUUAUUACAGGUGUGCUUUUGCAGCAACACAAAAGCUUUCAAAUGAUAAUCAUGUCUUUAAAUGGGUUGAUGAGGCUUUGCAAAAUGAGAUAGAGACACUGAGUUUUCGAGCAGCACGGAUUGAAGAAGAGUUGAAAGAAAUUUCAAGAUCAGGAAUGGAGAUUGAGAAAAUGGUGUAUGAGAAGAUGGUAAUGAAGCUGGAAAAAGAGAUAUUUCAGAAAGUGGAAGAGGUGAUGGUUGAAUCCGAGUGGAAGAUGAAGAAAAUGGUGGCUCUUGCGUGUGUUGGGUCUAUGGUCAUUGUCGGGUGUAGUUUGUUCUUAGGUUGA
Molecule: messenger RNA, 465 nt
Organism: Eutrema salsugineum
Lineage: Eukaryota; Viridiplantae; Streptophyta; Magnoliopsida; Brassicales; Brassicaceae
Exons: 2
Coding region: 1-465 (154 amino acids)
Molecular function (GO): zinc ion binding
Source: RefSeq, a predicted model, not a curated record